AUGACGACGGCAAUGCCGCUCUGCCGCUCUGCUCUGCAGGUCGUCCUGGCAUUGGUGGUGGUGCUGGCCGCCGCCGCGCGCGGCUCGGCCUGCGCCCGCGGCGAGCUGCGGGACCAGGCGCCGCCGGGGUCGCGCCCGCACAGCGUCACCAUCACCGAGUUCGGCGCCGUCGGGGACGGCAGGACGCUCAACACGGUCCCGUUCCAGAACGCCGUCUUCUACGUCCGCUCCUUCGCCGACAAGGGCGGCGCGCAGCUGUACGUGCCCAGGGGCCGCUGGGUCACCGGCAGCUUCAACCUCACCAGCCACCUCACCCUCUACCUGGAGCAAGGUGCCGUCAUCGUCGGCGUAAAGGACUCAUCACAAUGGCCGAUCGUGGAACCUUUGCCAUCUUAUGGCCAAGGGACAGACCUUCCUGGUCCUGAACAUCGAAGCUUGAUAAGCGGAUACAACUUAACUGAUGUUGUCAUAACCGGGAACAAUGGAGUUAUUGAUGGUCAGGGCUUAGUAUGGUGGCAGUGGCUGCGCUCCCAUGAGCUGAACCAUAGUCGACCUCAUAUUUUGGAGUUUCUGUAUUCUGAAGAUAUUGUGAUCUCAAACUUGACAUUCUUAAAUUCACCAGCCUGGAGCAUACAUCCGGUGUACUGCAGGUCCACAAUGACGAUUGAGACCUCACUGGACGCUCCACUGACUGAUGGCAUAGUUCCAGAUUCAUGUUCAAACUUAUGUAUUGAAGACAGCACCAUAAGUGUCAGUCAUGAAGCAAUUUCACUGAAAAGCGGAUGGGACAAGUAUGGCAUUUCCUUUGGGAGGCCUACGUCUGACAUUCGUAUUAGCAGAGUGGAUCUGCUAUCAUCUUCUGGAGCUGCUCUUGCAUUUGGGAGUCAGAUGUCUGGUGGGAUUUCAGAUAUUCAUGUUAACCACCUCCGGAUCCAUGAUUCCUAUAAAGGUAUUUCUUUCAAGACAUCACCAGGUCGUGGGGGUUACAUAGAGGAAGUGGUCAUCUCGGAGGUACAAAUGGAAAAUGUACAUGUUGGCAUUGAGUUCACUGGUAACUGUUCAACCCACCCAGAUGACAGUUUCGACCUGUCGGACCUCCCGACGAUCGAUCAAGUCACCAUGAAGAACAUGGUCGGCACAAACAUCUCGGUUGCUGGAGUUUUGUCAGGAAUCGAUAGUGCCCCAUUCACAGCUAUCUGCCUUUCCAAUCUCAAUUUCUCUAUGGCUGCAGAUUCUGGUUCAAGUUCCUGGUCUUGUUCCAAUGUUUCUGGCUACUCUGAGGCGGUCUUUCCUGAACCUUGCACAGAGCUCCGCGAUCCAUCCUCCAGUUCUUCCAUGUGCUUCUCCCUUGCUAGCUACAGUGCCAUUGCAACAGCAUAA
Molecule: messenger RNA, 1380 nt
Organism: Miscanthus lutarioriparius
Lineage: Eukaryota; Viridiplantae; Streptophyta; Magnoliopsida; Poales; Poaceae
Source: the annotation of a GenBank genome assembly